CUCAGAGCCAGCUGCUCAGGAUGGGCGUCCUCGGCCCCAAGCCACUGCCGCUGCCGCCGCCGCUGCCACUGCUGCUGCUAACGCUGGGAAUUGGGUGCUGUGCCCGGGAGGUGCUGGUCCCCGAGGGGCCCCUGUACCGAGUGACUGGCACAGCUGUGUCCAUCUUCUGCAAUGUCAGCGGCUAUGAGGGUCCUGCCCAGCAAGACUUCGAGUGGUUCCUGUACAGGCCUGAGGCCCCAGAGGCUGCACUGGGCAUCGUCAGUACCAAGGACGCACGGUUCUCCUAUGCCAUCUUUGGGCCCCGUGUGGCGGCUGGUGAGGUGCAGGUGCAACGUCUACAGGGUGAUGCUGUUGUGCUCAAGAUUGCUCGACUGCAGGCCCAGGAUGCUGGCAUUUAUGAGUGCUACACCCCCUCCACAGAUGCCCACUACCUGGGCAGCUACAGCGGCAAGGUGGAGCUGAGAGUUCUUCCAGAUAUGCUGCAAGUCUCUGCUGCCCCCCCAGGACCCCGAGGCCGCCAGGCCCCAACCUCCCCACCUCGAAUAACUGUGCAUGAGGGGCAGGAGCUGGCCCUGGGCUGCCUGGCUCGGACCAGCACACAGAAGCACACACACCUGGCUGUGUCCUUUGGGCGAGCCGUGCCCGAGGCACCAGUGGGGCGAGCCACUCUACAGGAGGUGGUGGGGCUCCGGCCAGACUUGGCUGUGGAGGCUGGAGCUCCCUAUGCUGAGCGUCUGGCUGCAGGGGAGGUGCGACUGGGCAAGGAGGGGACUGACCGGUACCACAUGGUGGUGGGGGGAGCCCAGGCUGGGGACACAGGUACCUACCACUGCACGGCCGCCGAGUGGAUUCAGGAUCCCGAUGGCAGCUGGACCCAGAUCGGGGAGAAGAGGGCUGUCUUGGCCCACGUGGAUGUGCAGACGUUGUCCAGCCAGCUGGCCGUGGCAGUGGGGCCUGGUGAACGGCGGAUUGGCCCUGGGGAGCCCUUGGAACUGCAGUGCAACGUAUCAGGGGCACUGCCCCCGCCAGGCCAUCAUGCCACCUACUCUGUGGGCUGGGAAAUGGCACCUGCGGGAGCACCUGGGCCUGGUCGCCUGGUAGCCCAGCUAGACACAGAGGGUGUAGGCAGCUUGGGCCCUGGCUAUGAGGGCCGCCAUAUUGCCAUGGAGAAAGUGGCAUCCAGGACCUACCGCCUACGACUGGAGGCUGCCAGGCCUGGCGAUGCGGGUACUUACCGCUGCCUUGCCAAAGCCUACGUCCGAGGGUCUGGGGCCCGGCUUCGUGAAGCAGCCAGUGCCCGCUCCCGGCCCCUCCCUGUGCACGUUCGGGAGGAAGGUGUGGUGCUGGAGGCGGUGGCAUGGCUAGCGGGAGGCACCGUGUACCGGGGGGAGACUGCUUCCCUGCUCUGCAAUAUCUCUGUGCGUGGCGGUCCCCCAGGGCUGCGGCUGGCUGCCAGCUGGUGGGUGGAGCGACUGGAGGAAGGGGAGCUGGGCACUGCCCCUGCCGAGCUGGUGGGUGGCGUGGACCAGGACGGAGUGGCAGAGUUGGGGGUCCGGCCUGGAGGAGGCCCUAUCAGCGUGGAGUUGGUGGGGCCCCGAAGUCAUCGGCUGAGACUGCACAGCUUGGGGCCCCAGGAUGAAGGCUUGUACCACUGCGCCCCCAGUGCCUGGGUGCAGCAUGCUGACUAUAGCUGGUACCAGGCGGGCAGUGCCCGUUCUGGGCCGGUCACGGUCUAUCCUUACACACAUGCCCUGGACACCCUGUUUGUGCCCUUGCUGGUGGGCACAGGAGUUGCCCUAGUCACUGGAGCCACCGUUCUUGGCACUAUCACCUGCUGCUUCAUGAAGAGGCUGCGCAAACGGUGAUCCUUCUGACCCCAG
Molecule: messenger RNA, 1880 nt
Organism: Chrysochloris asiatica (Cape golden mole)
Lineage: Eukaryota; Metazoa; Chordata; Mammalia; Afrosoricida; Chrysochloridae
Gene: IGSF8
Product: immunoglobulin superfamily, member 8
Exons: 6
Coding region: 21-1865 (614 amino acids)
Source: RefSeq, a predicted model, not a curated record